AAAGACACACUCCUAUCAAAAUGUCAUUGGAAUAUGUAGAUUGUCAUAAUGGCAUUGAUUGCUUAUUCAGUCUCUCCAUACCUAACUUACCUCUCCCAUCCUCCUCUCUUUACUCUCCUUAACUUCCCCCAAUUAAUUCCUCACAUACCUUUACCUUCAAAACCUCAAAUAGUAGUUACUCUAGUACACUUGCUUCUCUGCCCUAACCAAAACUCAUCAAAACCUAGCCAGAAACAAUACACAUCUAUUGAUCUUGUGAUGAUGGAGAAAGGAACUGGUAUUGUAGUUACAACUACAAGAUCUCCAAUGCAGCUUAUGAUGGGACCUUCUGUUGCUGCAACUGGUGAUCAGGAACAAGAAGGUAACAAACCUACCUUCCUACGCACUGCCGAGACUUUCUUGCGUCUACUUCCCAUUGGCCUUUGCGUUACAGCUCUUGUCCUCAUGCUUAAGAACUCCGAAGAAAACGAUAAUGGAUCUGUUUCCUACACUGACCUUGGAGCUUUCAGGUAUUUGGUGCACGCGAAUGGUAUUUGCGCAGGUUACUCCCUACUUUCAGCUGUUCUUGUUGCUGUCCCCCGUCCUACUAUAUCUCGUGCUUGGACUUUCUUCUUCCUCGACCAGGCACUAACAUACAUAGUUUUGAGUGCGGGAGCUUCGUCGAUGGAGGUGGUGUUCCUGGCUGAGAAUGGAGACAGUGCAACAGUGUGGAGUUCAGCUUGUGGUUCUUUUGGUCAGUUUUGUCAUAAGGUCACAGCAUCAGUAACUAUCACUUUUGUAGCACUGGUUUGCUAUGUGAUUCUUUCUCUCAUUUCAUCUUACAAGCUGUUCAGCAAGUAUGAUGUUCCAGCAAGUAGCACCAGUGAUGCUACAGAAACUCACCACAUUGCUCCUGCUUUCCGUGGCUAGCUGAUACUUAUGCUUGUUGUGUUAUAGGAUGAUAAUUUAGUAGUUAAUUUUCUAUGUUUUAUGCUUAAGAUAGGUAUGGCCGUAUGGCCAAUAAUAUUAAAUUAAAUGUAUCUAUGUAUUACCAGACUUUUAUUUAUUAUAUAUGGUUCAUGGAUCACUUUAACCUGCUUCAUAAUUGACCACAUA
Vicia villosa (hairy vetch) is the source of this 1095-nucleotide messenger RNA. RefSeq names its product CASP-like protein 2A2. NCBI's taxonomy places the organism in Eukaryota, Viridiplantae, Streptophyta, Magnoliopsida, Fabales, Fabaceae. The transcript is spliced from 3 exons. The record is from RefSeq and is a predicted model, not a curated record. Bases 49 to 909 code for a protein of 286 amino acids.